This is a messenger RNA of Cottoperca gobio, 2895 nucleotides long. RefSeq names its product complement factor H. Gene Ontology annotation, molecular function: complement component C3b binding. NCBI's taxonomy places the organism in Eukaryota, Metazoa, Chordata, Actinopteri, Perciformes, Bovichtidae. The transcript has 13 exons. Gene Ontology annotation, biological process: complement activation. The coding region runs from base 1523 to 2548 and encodes 341 amino acids. The record is from RefSeq and is a predicted model, not a curated record.
GAGGUGCACCGUACAGUUUUUACAGGUCACAUCGUAUUGGCUUCACAGCAGGUUGUGUGUGCUGGACGUAAACCUUCCCGAACUAUUGGAGCAUGCAUAAUCAAAACCAUUCUCUAACCUGGUGUUUCCUCACUGAGUCAGUGGCUUACUGAAGAGUACAGAGGCAGGCUUCAAAAACUUCAUUAGCUCAUUGUUGCCAGGCUCCUUUGUAAUCUCUGUGUUUCUUAGGAAACUCUGGGUGGAGGAAGGAGACGGCCCCUGUCAACAAACUUAUGUGGUUAAAACUGGGUGGUGGAGUGAACUCCUUGGAAUUUACCCCAGUGUGUGAGGCAAUGAGGGACAGCCCCCUUGUUGAAGAAAACUGUGGUAUGUAGCCAUGACAAUAAACCAUUGCCCAGAAAGUGACUGUGUUGAGUACAGUAUCACCAUCACAACCUCUGAUUUAUUUAUUGUGUAUUUGUUUGAUUAUUAUUACUGUUAGUAGAAGUAAUAAUAGUGUUUGUUAUUAUAAUUAUUUUUUAGCGAGGAUACAUAUAUUGAAAUGUACUUAUUCUGAUAUUCCUCGUGUUCUCUUUGUGAUAACUUACUUCACAUUCUUGUAGGUCUGGAUCAUAAUAUAAUAGAUUAAUGGUGUUCCCCCUUGGAGGACCCGGAGAGGGAUUACCCCCUUUUUUUUUUCCAGGGCAACACCCAUAAUAUGAAACACUUGUUGGCGGUGCAACACUUGGGGAAACGACUCCACUUCUUACAGGAGGUGGGACUACUGAGCUUCUCUUACCGGGGGACAUACUGGGGGAGUUUCUGUUUAUUUACCGCUCAAUAAAAGAAAAACACAUAUUUUAAACUAAGUCGUUUAAGAAAAGUGACAAAAUGGAUUUUGUUUGCAGGUUUUCCCUUUGUUCCCUCUGAAACCUCUGUCUGUGUUUGUUGGCUUCUUGUCCAUCCUGAAUCUGGAUAACAUCUACGUCAAGAGUGACUAUUUUAAAAGUGAAGCCUGUUUUGCCUUUCAAAAUAAGACACUUGUUUAUACUUCAUAUUUAGAUGAAUUGCUAUCCAAACAACAAUAAGGACAUACAAAGAGGUAGAUACAAAAUGAAACAAUGAAAGCAUACAAAACUAAUAUUUUAACUAGUCAGUGAAGCCAUACAUUCACAGGUAUGUAGUACCAUACAGCCUCAGGAAUUCAAAGUAAGUGUACACAAUACAUCAAUAAUAUGUAACGCUAUACAUCUGUUAUAUUUUACUAAAUGUUAGACUACCUUUUAAUUAUCAAUGAGUUCAUUACGUUUAAAUAUUAGCCUACUGUGUUUCUGUGUGCUUUUAUUUUGAAGGCAACUCUUGUCUCGCUUCCUCUCAUUCUGGAUGUUGAAGUUAACUUUGCCAAAAUGAAUAGUACUCUCGUGAUGCGUUCAGGGGAGGAACACUGUGGACCGGCAGCGGAGCGACUUGCGUCUCUCUGGAGAAGUUGAAAGAAAGAGACAGAAUCUGGAUCAGGAUAUUGAGUUUCCUUCUGCAGCCCGGCAUGGAGGUUUUCCUGAACACCUGUGGACGGGGAACAGUCCAAUCUCUGCUGUUACUAUACCUCUUUAUCGUAAAGGCAGCAGCUGACUGCCCUAAACCUCAGGGGACGGAAACUAGUGUCUUAACCGACGAAGCACUUCUCAUGAAUGAUUUUCCAGAGGGUUCUCAGGUCACUCUAGAGUGUGCUAAUGGACUUGUUCAAGAAAGUGGCUCUGGGAUUAUGUCCUGUGUUAAUAAUAAUUGGACUGAACCAGAUCUCAUCUGCAAAAAGAAGGACUGUGGUGUCCCUAAACCUCAGCCGCAUAUGACCUUUGAUACCAGCGCUGGUACCCUGUUUACUGCUGUGAUAAAAGUCAUUUGUGAUAAAGGUUACUGGAUCAGCGGAGCAAGCUACAAACAGUGCUACGCGACAGGGUGGAGUGCCAAAGGUGCCAAGUGCAAAAUUGUAACAUGUGCUCCACCUGCUGAAGUCAUCAAUGGCAAAAGCUCGUGGGAUUCUCAAGAUGUACCAAGAUACGGGGAAAUCAUUCAGUACGUCUGUAACGACGGAUACACCCUCGUUGGGAGAGACAGCAUCAAGUGCAAUGAAUCUGGUGGAUACGAUCCUCUGCCUCCUUCAUGCGAUGGUGUAUCAACCAAAGCUAUAAUUAGACCAACAUCUACACCUCCUGCACAAGAUUCGUCUGCCACACCCACAGCUCACAGAGAUGACACUGUCACAAGUAGAGCAACAGCAGCUGUCUCACCUUCAGUGCGAGGUGGCAGUGACAAUUUGACAGCUGAGGGUAAAGCGACUACCAGUGUCACAUCAAUGUCGUCGUCGUCGUCGUCGUCGUUUCAAGACGAGCAUGUUGAGGUUACUAACAAGGAUAUCGGAUACAUGCCCGUUAUAGUCAGCGUGAUAUGCGUUUCAUUAGUUGGGUGCAUAGUUGUAAUCGUUUUACACAAGUUUCUUCUGAAGAGAAAAGGCUCAUAUGACACCAGAGAAGACCUGAAGCCGGAGUUAUUACAGUUCCAAAAUCUUUAGAUUGCCUGCCUGACUAAGCUCUGCAACUGGAACCGUGCCUAUCUAUUAAAGAGCAUCUGUUGGCCGGGAGGGACGCGCCAACAAACUGCAGCGGUGCCUCUCGGAGGCGAUGGGGGGGGGGAAAAAGAUAACUCACUUUAAUGUUAUUGCACUUCAAAUGGCAGAUACGCAAAUCUGUGAAGUAUUAAUUUAAAUCCACAUCCACUGAUGAAAAGCACUUUUUUUUUUUUAAUGAUUUUUUUAUUGCCACAUUAUUUUAACACAUUGUAAAUACUUCAUGCAACUAUAGUAUCGCUAUUUUGUACCAUAUUUAUGUUGUAAACUGGAAUAAACUCUUUAACAUUGCC